This is a messenger RNA of Emys orbicularis (European pond turtle), 1507 nucleotides long. It is a transcript of the gene PSEN1, whose product is annotated as presenilin 1. The transcript is spliced from 10 exons. The record is from RefSeq and is a predicted model, not a curated record. Lineage: Eukaryota; Metazoa; Chordata; Testudines; Emydidae. Gene Ontology annotation, molecular function: beta-catenin binding; cadherin binding; aspartic endopeptidase activity, intramembrane cleaving. The coding region runs from base 28 to 1431 and encodes 467 amino acids. Gene Ontology annotation, biological process: amyloid precursor protein catabolic process; intracellular signal transduction; smooth endoplasmic reticulum calcium ion homeostasis. Gene Ontology annotation, cellular component: endoplasmic reticulum; plasma membrane; nucleus.
AUAAUUGAUUUCCACAGAGCUGUCCCAAUGACAGAGCUAUCUGCACACCUACCUCAGUUCCAGCAUGGGCAGCUGACAGAAAACUUCCCUGACAACCACCUGAGCAAUACUAAUGACAACAGUGAGAGGCGACGCCAUGAUAAUAGUGAGCGAAGGCGCAAUGACAACCCUGAAUCAGAGACUAAUGGGCAGCCACAGAAUAGGACACAGCAAGUGGUGGAACAGGACGAAGAAGAUGAGGAGUUGACAUUGAAAUAUGGGGCAAAGCAUGUGAUUAUGCUCUUUGCACCUGUCACACUUUGCAUGGUGGUAGUUGUUGCAACCAUCAAGUCUGUCAGCUUUUAUACACGCAAGGAUGGACAGCUUAUCUACACUCCGUUCACUGAAGACACAGACACUGUGGGACAGAGAGCCCUGAACUCUAUUCUCAAUGCUGCCAUCAUGAUCAGUGUCAUCAUUGUCAUGACCAUACUCCUGGUUGUGCUUUACAAAUACAGGUGCUAUAAGGUGAUCCAUGGCUGGCUUAUAAUUUCUUCUCUAUUGCUGCUUUUCUUUUUCUCAUUCAUCUACUUGGGUGAGGUUUUUAAAACCUAUAACGUUGCCAUGGACUACAUUACCCUCGCGCUCAUGAUCUGGAACUUCGGUGUAGUGGGAAUGAUCUGCAUUCACUGGAAAGGCCCGCUCCGGCUCCAGCAAGCAUAUCUCAUUAUGAUCAGUGCUCUCAUGGCCCUGGUAUUCAUUAAAUACCUUCCUGAAUGGACUGCGUGGCUUAUCCUAGCUGUGAUUUCAGUAUAUGAUCUGGUUGCUGUCCUAUGUCCUAAAGGUCCUCUUCGUAUGUUGGUUGAAACAGCUCAAGAGAGAAAUGAAACACUCUUCCCAGCACUUAUUUACUCCUCAACGAUGAUAUGGCUAGUGAACAUGGCUGAGGAAGACCCCGAAGCCCAACGGAAAGCUUCGAAAAGCUCCACUUAUGAUAAACAAGCCGCAGCGAACCAGAUUCAGAAUGAAGAUGCUGACAUGGAUGACGGAGGUUUCAAUCCGGAAUGGGAGCAACAAAGGGAUAGCAGAAUAGGGCCCCUUGAAUCCACUCCUGAAUCCCGGGCUGCUGUUCAGGCUCUCCCUAGUAACUCCCAAGCCAGCGAGGACCCAGAAGAGAGGGGAGUAAAGCUCGGUUUAGGAGAUUUCAUUUUCUACAGCGUUCUGGUUGGCAAGGCCUCAGCAACAGCAAGUGGAGACUGGAACACAACUUUAGCCUGUUUUGUAGCUAUACUAAUUGGUCUGUGCCUUACUCUACUGCUUCUUGCCAUCUUUAAGAAGGCUUUACCAGCUCUUCCAAUCUCCAUAACCUUUGGGCUCGUUUUCUACUUUGCCACAGAUAACUUGGUGCAGCCCUUUAUGGACCAGCUAGCAUUCCAUCAGUUUUAUAUCUAGCACAGUUGAAGUUGAUAUUCUAUGGACAUUUAUAUUGACUCUAGAAAAUCUGGGAGGAAAAAGGGAUUUUUACUUG